Molecule: messenger RNA, 1137 nt
Organism: Prorocentrum cordatum
Lineage: Eukaryota; Dinophyceae; Prorocentrales; Prorocentraceae
Source: the annotation of a GenBank genome assembly
GAGGCCGAGGAGGGCCCGCACCACGCGGCGGCGCUCUUCCGUCGGCGGGGCGCUGCAGAGGCGCCCGUGGGGCAGCACGUGCGGCACGCUCGCAAGUUGCUGCUGUCCAGCCGGGGGGCGCGCCAGUUCGAGUUCCACCCGACCCGUCCGGGCACCCUGCUCAUCGGCAGGAAGGACGGCGUCGUGACGGUGCUGGACGGCAGCACGGACACGUGGACGCACUCCGCCAAGGUCGACACCUUCCCAAUUUUGGGCCUCUCGUGGCUGCGCACGAGCCCGCAGUGGGCGGUGGCCGGGGCUUCCCAGACUGGCACGACGUGCGUGCUGAGGUACGACGAGAGCAGGCCAGGUGGCCUGGAGAUGAAGAACCUCACGCCCUUCGCCAAGCUGUCCUCCCUGUCCGUGAACUGCACAGACGACUUCCUCGUGACCAGCGGCUUCAGCGUCGACAUGGCCCUCGACGAUCUGGUGACAGGCAAGCGCAUCAGCACGUUCCGCGGGCUCCACCAGAACUUCAUCAACAUCGUGCGCUUCGCGCACCGCUCGCCCCACGUGUUCGCGACCUGCUCCUUCGACCACACGUGCAAGCUGUGGGACCUCCGCGAGCCGAUCGCGGCGACCAGGCCCGCGAGGUCCUUUGGCACGCCCACGCUGAACGUCAUGUGCAGCUUCUCCCCGGACGACCAGCACCUCCUGUGCUCCGGCGUGGACUCGGCGCUCCUGCAGUUCCCCGUCGGCGGCUCGAGCCCGCUGCCCGGCCCCGGCGCAGAGCCCGUGGGGAGCCGCUUCCCGGUCCCUGCGCAGAAUCUCGACAUGAACUACCGGCGCUCCCUGUAUCUGGCCGACGGGGCCGUCGUCGCCACCGCGGCCACCAACGAGAGCUUGCUGCGGUUCUACUCGCAGGAGGCGCCGCACAGGCACCUGGGCAUCAUCGACUUCAGGCACUCUCUGCGCGGCCACGGCGGCAGCCGCACGGUUACCCAGGAGGCGCCGACGGGCACCUCGGCCCCAUCGCUGGGGGGCAGCCCGACGGCGGCGCGACCAGAGCGCGGCGGGCGCACGGACGCCGCCACCGCCAGGGCGGCGGCGCCGGCUGCUCAGGUCAGGAGCGCCGCAGUCAGGUUUGGCCCGGCCUAG